Messenger RNA from Rotaria sp. Silwood2, 327 nucleotides. The record is from the annotation of a GenBank genome assembly. Lineage: Eukaryota; Metazoa; Rotifera; Eurotatoria; Philodinida; Philodinidae.
AUGGCAUUACGUCGCUGUGUUGAACAUCUUUCUUCAUCAUUUUCUAAAGAACAAUCAACAUAUGCUACAUGGAUUCGAUCACAUGCACAACAUCGUGAACAAGCUCGAAUGAAUCGUGCUGAACAGGAACGAGAACAAAAAGUUAAUCAAAAUCGAUGGCGUUGGACAUUUCAACGUAGUCAUGAUCGUGAACAAAUGCGUCAUCAACUACCAAUAAUAAAAAUACAUUCAUCAAAUAAAGAAUAUGUUUGUCAUUUUCAAUAUGCAUUUUCGAAUAAACCUUUGUCAUCAAUAAAAGAUUGGAUGGCAAAAUUUUUUCGAUCAUAA